Molecule: messenger RNA, 286 nt
Organism: Rhagoletis pomonella (apple maggot)
Lineage: Eukaryota; Metazoa; Arthropoda; Insecta; Diptera; Tephritidae
Exons: 2
Coding region: 39-245 (68 amino acids)
Source: RefSeq, a predicted model, not a curated record
CCAUCAUAGUAAAAGUCGAUUAUUAUUUCUCACCCAAAAUGUCCAAAUUAUUAGUGUGUUUCGCGCUCUGCCUGAUCGUCAUCUGCUGCUUAUCCCUCACGGAGGCCGCACCAGCGAGAGAGCUUGAUUGGCGUACAGCUAUUGACUAUAUUAUUGCCGCAUAUGAACAUAAAUAUCCUGGUCCAUCAAAACGGUAUGCGCCGGAAUAUGCGCAUGUCAUCAAUCCUAAGGCCUUCAAUCCUUAAUGAUUAUCUUUAGUUGUUGUGUGUUCGAAAUUUAAGGCUUA